Molecule: messenger RNA, 1136 nt
Organism: Mesocricetus auratus (golden hamster)
Lineage: Eukaryota; Metazoa; Chordata; Mammalia; Rodentia; Cricetidae
Product: T-cell immunoglobulin and mucin domain-containing protein 2
Exons: 6
Coding region: 1-807 (268 amino acids)
Biological process (GO): positive regulation of mast cell activation; phagocytosis, engulfment
Cellular component (GO): cell surface
Molecular function (GO): phosphatidylserine binding; virus receptor activity
Source: RefSeq, a predicted model, not a curated record
AUGAUGCAUGCUCAAGUCUUCAUUUCAGGCUUCAUAUUAUUUCUCCCAGGUGUCGUGGAUUCUGAUGUAGUAGUGAAGGCAAUGGUGGGUGACCCUGUCACACUACCAUGUAAUUACUCAACAAAUCUUGGAAUCAGUAACACUUGCUGGGGCCUUGGCGAAUGUCAAUUUUAUUAUUGUGCAAGAACACUUAUCUGGACCAAUGGAUAUCGAGUCACCUAUCAGAGGAGCAGCAGAUACCAGCUACAGGGGCCUAUUUCAGAAGGAAAUGUGUCCUUGACAAUACAGAAUGCUGUUCAGAGUGACAGUGGUCCCUAUUGUUGUAUAGUUGAAAUCCCUGGAUCUUUCAGUUUUGUGACCUAUUCUCUGGAAGUUAAGCCAGAAAUUCCAACAAGCCCUCCAAAAAAUUCCACAGAUACAACAAGACCCACAACAGGAAGACCCACAACAGGAAGACCCAUAACAGGAAAACCCAUAACGGGAAAACUCACAACAGGAAGACCCACGACUACAAUAAAGCCCACAACUAAAGUGAAUCCCACGACUGUGUCAGCAAGACCCACACAUGGACCAUCAUCACCCAGAGUCUCCACCUCGAUUCUUACAACAACAGUACAUAUGCAAACUUACACAUCAGAUUGGAAUAACACUGUAAUAUCAUUGAACAACUCUUGGAAUAAUUACACUAAAUCCAUCCCUUCACUGAAUCCACCCGAGAAAAUGAUUAAGGACUUCUCUCUUGGCACCCCCAUUGCUGCACUGAUGCUACUGCUGUUUGUGGGUGCCUUGGCUCUAAUGGGUUGGUAGCAGUUGGGGACCUUGAGGUGAAGACAAUGUCUAUAUAAUUGAAUAGAGCCCUUUCCCUACAGCAUGAGUGCCAGUCAGUGGCUCUCUGAGAGAACUUCUGCCUGUGAUUAAAAAGACAGCAACAGGAUUGGACAGCGCAAACAACCUUUACAGAUCCAGGAUUAUUUUCUGUGUCUACUCAUCCAGCAGUGGUGGAGAGGGUGACCUCCAGUACCAUCCUAUUUCUUACCUCACCACUGACUCAGUCUCUCCACUCAGUGCAGUGCAUUCUCUCAAACAUGAACAUCUUAGAAUGCUGUGUGUCCUUUAUGUCAAUAAAGUCGUUGUUA